Drosophila virilis is the source of this 632-nucleotide messenger RNA. Lineage: Eukaryota; Metazoa; Arthropoda; Insecta; Diptera; Drosophilidae. The record is from RefSeq and is a predicted model, not a curated record.
UUGGUGUAACAUAUUACUAGGUAUAAACAGAUCCACAUCAUUUCGUAUUCUCCGCCCAAAAUUGUAUGUAUUUUAACAUAUAAAGCAGAUUAAUAUUAGUCUCAACAUGAGGAAAAGUGAAAACUACGUUUUAUCAAUUAUGCUUAUUGCUAUUGUAGUUUGGAAAUCGGAGGCAUAUGAUGAUGACGAAUUGAAUAAUCAAUGUGUCGAAUGCGAUAAUGGAGAUUGUAAAAUAUUCUAUAAAGGUUGGAUGUUCUUAAGAGAUCAUCCAAAAGAUAAGACAUUAGUUCAUCGAAUUCCGCAAAACACAGACACCUAUGAUCCAUUGGCUGAAUGCGUAUUGCCGGGUUUUCGUAUAAAGGGUAACUUGGAAAAUUUUCUAUGUUUUUCGUCGCCAAUAAUGGGAUGCCAGCCAGUCGCAAAUAAAACAUUGAUUACGCUAAACAAAUCUGAAAAGAUGUGUUCGGUGUGUCUUCAGUUCUGCGGUUGUAAUUAUCCAGGAAGAUCCUCAUCCAUCGUAAGCAGCCAAGUUGUACUAUUAUCUAUGUGCUUUAUUGUGUUUUUGGUAGGCAUAUAAUAAGGAGAAUGUUUUAACAGAUCUGUAACUCAAAAAUAAAUAAAAACAUAACAAA